CCUCAGUUCCUUCCUUUCUCUUCUGUCUCUCUCUCUCUCUCUCUCCUCUCUCUCUCUCUCUCCUUUCUAUUUAAGCCGUUGGCCAACCUCUCUACUCUUCCAGCUUUGCUUUUCGCUGCCCUAAUAAUUUUUUUACGGUCAAAUUCUUCUGAUCCUUUUCCAUCCAAUCAGGGGAAAGAAAAUAAACAAACAGUGCACAGUUAGCAGCCCUGAAAAUUCGAGGGUGUCAUGGCAUCGUCUAAGGUGAUAACGACCACGUCACAGACGAAUCCCGAUCUGCCACGUCAGCAAUCUCUGUGCUCUUCGCCCUCCACGCUCCUCGUCGAUCUUCAAAACCAACAAAAUAAUCAAAACCUAUCUCAGAAUGGCCUUGAUUCCAUGAGCAUGGACGAUCUUUUGAAAAACAUGUACUUGUCCCCACCGCAGCCACCAACGACUUCCGACGCCCACCAACAGUUCCUCGGCGCGUCAAUCACACGCGAAGGUAUUUUCUCGAUUCCUAAGGAUGUGGCGAACAAGUCCGUCGACGAGGUUUGGAAGGACAUCGUGGUCGGCGGCGGUGAUCAGAGACAGGGGGGUCCAUCGGAAGAGAUGACUCUAGAGGAUUUUUUGACGAAAGCUGGAGCGGUUAGAGAAGAGGAUGUCGGAGGAGUUGUUAAUCAGGUGGGAGUAGAUGCAGGGGUUUAUACUAUGGACCCGGUCGUUAUCAACGCUGGUGGAAGUCAGUUUUCGGCGUUUGGAAACAACGGCGGCGUUGAUCAUCGGAGAUUGGUGCCAGCAGGCGCAGGCGCAAGAGGAAAACGACGCGCCGUGGAGGAACCACCUUUGGAUAAAGCGACGCAGCAGAAACAGAGGAGAAUGAUCAAGAACAGAGAAUCUGCUGCUAGGUCUAGAGAACGCAAACAGGCUCAUACGGUUGAAUUGGAAUCUAUGGUGACACAAUUGGAAGAAGAGAAUGCGCAGUUGCUGAGAGAAGAGGCUGAGCUGAACAAAGAGCGGUUUAAGCAGCUGAUGGAGAACUUGAUCCCUGUUGAGGAGAAGCGGAGACCACCUCGUGUUCUUAGGCGAGUUCAUUCUAUGCAAUGGUAACUGUGGCAGCUACUUUUUUUUUUUUUUUUGUUGCCAAUGACAAGAUGAAAGAUAUAGAAAAGAACUGCACGAACCAGUUGAAGUGGGUUUAUCUUUUGAGAAGGGAAAACAAAGACCAAAUGGAAAAAAAUAGAAGUUUCAAGCUUGAUUUGCUCGUGUGGGGCUAAUCUUUUUGGAAUAGUUGGGACUCUGUUGCAGUUGAGGCCUGGAAGGAUCUCGUUAUGAUUGAAGAUGGACACCAUCAGGUCCUUAACUAAUGCUUUUGGCUUUUGCUUGGGUAUUGUAAAUAUAUAUAUAUAUAUAUAUAUAUAUAUAAAAUUUAUAAAGGAAAAAAAAAAGAACCUCAUUUGUGUAAAGUAUCGUUUUCCCUUGAAUCACGUCGGUAGGGAAAAGUGGUAGGCCUGAGAACUAAUCUAUACAAAUUCUUAUUAUAAAAUUCAUAGGAACAUUCGAGUGGAAGAUACUCUGGCUUUUUUAUUCCUUUACGUAUAGCUUCAGGAUAAAAGCUGAACGUGGUGCCAUUAAGUAGUGCUUGGCUAAAAAUGUGAAGAAUGAUGAAUGACAGAACACCAAACAAACCCACAUUUCCAGCAAUGUUCUGACAGCAUCAAAGCUGACGCCUAGCACAUCUACCUUCUCCAGAAUCAUCACUGCUACUGCCAGUUUGCUUCACAGAAAGAAAAGCCACCACCUCCGCCAUUGGAGUUUAUCGGUUACUUCGCAUCAAAUAUUGAUUGGCAAUUUCCUCUGUCUAGCAAAUUUUCUUCCACAUUGCAAUGGAAAUUAUCCUUCUCUA
Durio zibethinus is the source of this 1885-nucleotide messenger RNA. The record is from RefSeq and is a predicted model, not a curated record. NCBI's taxonomy places the organism in Eukaryota, Viridiplantae, Streptophyta, Magnoliopsida, Malvales, Malvaceae.